AUGCUGUUUUCCAUCAACGGGAGCCUUCCGAUUGUCAAAACCCGCCCGCAAGCCGUGGGUAUGUCAUCAGCCUCUUACAUCGGCGCUGGAAUCUUCAGCCCAAGUAUAGGAUAUGUGAUUCUGCGCCACUUUGGAUUCAAAGCAACCAUUGCGACCUCCUUGGCCAUCUGGUGCGUCGGAACACUGAUAUUCUGGCCUUGCGCGGCUGUCGGUUCAUAUCCAGGCUUCAUUGUCUGCAACGUUCUGGUCGGAUUCAGCCUGGGCAUCAUGGAAAUGGCUGCAGAUACCUUCAAUAGCCUCUGCGGUCUACCAGAAUACGCCGUGGUCCGAGUCCUUCUUGGUACGGGGGUGGAAGGGAUUGGAGGGGCGUUGAGUUCAGUCCUCACGGCCAAAGUCCUCUCUAUCGAUGCGGACGACAGCCACAACUUGAUGGCGCUUCAGUGGGCUUAUCUCGGCAUUGCCCUGUUCACUGUCUUACUUGGCCUCUUCUACUGGCACGUACCGCUCCCUCAGAUAACGGAUUCGGAGCUGCGGGCUCGACCGGACAUUCUGUGGAUAGACCCUUCCAAGAAGCACUUGGGGGUAUUCCCUAUCAUCUUCACCUCUUUGGGAGUGGCUGUCCUGUCCGGCUUCUGUUCUGCGGGGGCCUUGGCGAGUCUGCGAAACUUCAUUGGUGAUGCCCUCUCCAUCGUGUCGACCAAGACCCAAACAACCCCAAAGUUUGCCAUCUCAGAUUUCCAAACCGGUCUUUCGGUCGUCUAUGCCGUUGGAAAUUUUCUCUUUGCCUUCCUGUGCCUUUUUAUUUCCCCAGCCGUCCUCCUGCUUAUGGCGUAUGGGUGUGGCAUCACGCUCGCCGUGCUGAUCUUCGCAGAUCAAUUCCCAUCAGCCGCCAGUCUCCAAGUGAUAACUUUAGCGCUUUCAAUCAUCGAGGGACCGAUCCCUAACCUAGUCAUCGCCAUUGGUCUCCGAGGCCUCGGCUGGUGGACCGGUCUCGCAUGCUGCCUGCUGGUCAGCGGCUGUAGCCUCGGAGCAUGCAUCUGGCCGUGGGUUAUGUUGGCAGUUUCAAGCAGGAAUUCGGCACAAUACACAUUCUGUGUUGUCAUUGCUCUCUUUGUGGCAGGCAGUAUUUUUCCCGUUUACCUCAACCUAAUCCGCUCCUCCCAUGACCGAGAACGACCGCCAGCCUGGGCGGCGAUUAGGAAAGUAGUCCUGCGGCAUUUCUGUCAGCCGCAGGUGUGAGAAGUGCGACCAAGGGUUUAAUAGAAAAUUUUCAGGCUAACAGGGCCGAUGGAAGGAGGUCAAAUGGUUGCGUCGACGCAAGGUAGCUAAAAGCUAUUUCGCGUGCGCUAUAUCUUCGAGGCUCGAAGUAGGUGCCGACACAACUUAGAGAGGCCC
Messenger RNA from Ilyonectria robusta, 1395 nucleotides. Its product is annotated as major facilitator superfamily domain-containing protein. Bases 1 to 1239 code for a protein of 412 amino acids. The record is from RefSeq and is a predicted model, not a curated record. The transcript has a single exon. Lineage: Eukaryota; Fungi; Ascomycota; Sordariomycetes; Hypocreales; Nectriaceae.